Messenger RNA from Puccinia graminis f. sp. tritici CRL 75-36-700-3, 3486 nucleotides. RefSeq lists its product as uncharacterized. NCBI's taxonomy places the organism in Eukaryota, Fungi, Basidiomycota, Pucciniomycetes, Pucciniales, Pucciniaceae. The transcript has 10 exons. The record is from RefSeq and is a predicted model, not a curated record. Bases 1 to 3486 code for a protein of 1161 amino acids.
AUGUCAGAACCUCGGACGACAGGCAACGAAUUGAUCCUUCCAACGGGUGCAACCAACGCCAGGGAAUCAAACGUUGACGCCGGCGUCAAUCCCCAUCCUCGGCCGUUGUUCAACCCACCGUCUACCGCUUCCACUCCCCUUGGCACGAAUCCACCAAGUCCCUGGAUCAUCACCCCGCCAGAGUUGCUUUUUACCUCCAGCCCCCAUUUGGAAACCCCCGAUUUCGACAGCGAAAUGAGAAUUAAGAUCAAUUCAGCGAGAUCUUCGGAUUUGAAGCAAUCACAGAAGACCACUAGCGCGACGGCAAAAGACCAAACCAACGACAAUACAAUAGAAAAGAGGAAGGUUUUUGAGGAUAAGGAGGUCGCCAAGGAGGAGGUCAACCUCAUCAACCAAUCGGACCACGAAACAGAGGAGGAUAUCCAAUCCAAAGAUGGCCAUCCUGAAGCAAACAACGCGGAUUCGGACGACACGGAUGCCAUGCUAGAUCCGCAAGGGAACGCAAAGGAGUGGUUCCUCCCAAAUUUGGAGGACACCUUUGGGACCUACAUCAAUCACGGGUGUAUCCUUGACAAACAAGGGUACCCGAUCUAUCCCAACGGAAAAACCGUGUUUGUGCGCAAACCUGGCAAGACGGUGACGAACUUCGGCACCGUUGGUUUUUCAAAAACAUCCUCAAGCAACAAGCGUGGUAUCAACAACGAUUGGAAAGUUGUUCGUUACUUCUGCCUGGGGGCCCUGAAGCUUGAAGAGGGGAAAACAAAAUGUCCCGGUAAAUCAGGGAAAUGCAAUGGCAAUGUUACCCACAAGAAAUGUUGCCAAAACUCCGUGGCUGUAAGAUUUGAUUACCACUUGCCUACCGGAUGGGGUCUCCUCAGGCACAAGGGCAAGCAUCCGCAUCCGUGGCCCGAGGCUGAAAAGCCUGACCCCAUGUCCAAGGAUGAGCGUGGCUUGUUGAUAACAUCUGCUUCAUUCUUUCCACAGAAUGAACACUUCACAUUCCAAACCCAAUGGAUGGCCGAUCGACUACUUGCUAGGGAUGAGAAUAAUCAGGUCUACAGCGGGGGUCUCAUAUCCAAUGUCACGUACCGAUACUUCGAAACAGGCUACUUGCUCUCAACCUCAAUGUACUGCGAAGACCUUCACCGAUGGAUACCUAUCCAGCUGACUUGGAUCCGCGGGUUGAGUGAGGAAUACUACAAACUCCAUUUCACCACACUCUUCAGACAGUUUCAAGCCGCACCAGUAACACCUGCCGAACGUGACACGCUAGUCCGCCAAGUGGUUGACUUCUCCACUGCUCAAGCCGAGGGAUUUGUCUCAGCGUAUCUGGAAGUCUUUCGUCAGGGAACUCAAAAAGAGGUGAGACGCAUGCUGAAAGGGUGUCGGGAGCAUUUCCGCCAGUCUGUCACACGAAUCAAGCGUAAUCGGGCUCUCAUGACUGCUGACGAGGAGGAGCCUUUCCAAAAAGCAUGCAUGGAUCUCUUGGAACACCAAGAAGCUGGCGGGAAGACUCAUGAAGAGAAGGUGGACUUCCUUAGGCGAUGUUAUCCCAAAUUUCGCAACUGGCUUGAUUGGUGGACGGUUUCUGACAUUGAGGCCCUCCUCUUUCCAUCGCGACAACCCCGACUCGAGGAUACUCCUGACGGUCUUUCCAAUACUACCAAUGCCCAGGAGAGUAUGCACCGGAUCUACUACAGGCUCAGUGACGGAAAUCAGUACACCAUGGUUGGAAUGGUUGACCUGUUCUCCUUUGUAAAAAUGUUGGAAGAAGAUUGGAAAGCUGCGAUGAAGGGGAUCCCGAUUUCCUAUGGGGCCAACCCCACCACGGACAUUGGCACCACCCUUGGUAUCGCAAAGAAACGCAAAUGUGGCAAAGGGAAGUUCAUCAAUGAUGGAAGGCCCCCAGACACAACAGAUGAGCUUGUUGAUGGAAAGAAGAAGAAAAAAGCAAAGCUUGGCAGGCCCCCCAAUUUAACAAACUUCAACAAAAGCCUCUGCCCAUUAUGGCUCUGUGGAAUCAGCGGUCAUGGGAAGGAUGUCUUCACCGCAAUUGCUCAUCACUUCUCAUGUCAAUCAACUGGCGAACUAAAUGGCAGUAACACAAUUCGUUCAACUUUGACGCGUGGACAAAACAUGGUAUUCAAUGUUCUCAGUCCUAAAUGUCCAGGACGAUUCCUUCCUGGCGCGUUUGCUUCUUGCGAUUACUUCCUUGAGGUUGCAUUGGAUCCCCAACUUCACAAGAAGGAUGAGUAUAAGCAGCUCUUCUCGAUUGAUGAACAUCAAACUUUCACCUGCGAACUCCAGCUGAAUAAAUUGCAGAAGCACCCCACUCGAGAUCACCGCACCCUUCAUGUCUUGACAAUCAAGCCGCAGAUGUUUGAUGAGAAUCGGAUUCCUCACUCUGAUGUAUCAAAGCUAAUCGAGAUGUGGCAAACCAAUGGAUUGCUGGCAACUUCGGGUAUGAUCUGCAAACACUGCAAUCCAAACAAACCAAAACCGAAGCUCCCAAAGAACACCAAAAUUCAAAAAGUGUCUUCCGAUGUCGACAAUAUUAACGUUGGAGGCGCCACAUACACUCUGAUCUCCCGAGGCUACUGGCAACAAAAUCACUACUGGUGUAAGGUCCUUCGAAGUGCUAACAUCUCAGCUGACAAGGGUAGUUUGACCGCAAUUUGGUUACACAACGACGCCGAGAAUGAUGGCUAUGCAGAACAGAUCAAUCAGGUUCCCAGUUUGAUUGCCGGAGUGGAAGAAAAACACAAGCUGCUCCUUUAUUGCGCGAUUGAACACCUUCGGAGGAAGAAUAUGUCAACCAACGCGAUUCAGAAAAUUGCCAGAGAAAAAUCGCCUUCAACAACUACGGGUAAUGCUCCAAAAAAUUACACUUCACCACUCAAAGGAACAACUCCAAUUGCACAACUCGCCUCUCAAAUGAAUGCACAGAUUGCUCAAAAGUAUGCAAUAGACCAAAAAGAACCAGACACCAAACAACAGUGUUCCUUGGAUGCAGAAGUCACACUGGAAAUAGACAAAUCAUUCCUCUCGGUUGGCAACAAAUCUCAUGGUGAUCAAUCUUUUGUGCUUGGCGAUCAAUCUUGUGGCAAAUCUCGUGAUCAAUCUUUUGUGCUUGGCGAUCAAUCUCUUGAAUCCCAUGGUGAUCAAUCUUGUGGCAAAGAUGGCAACAAAGACGGUGGUGAUCAAACCUUUUCUCUUGGUGAUCAUACUGGCGAAGACGGUGGUGAUCAAUCUUUUGCUCUUGGUGAACAGUCUCUUGGCAAUCAAACUGGUAAUCAGUCUCUAGCUGAUGAAACAGAUGAUCAUGUUACUCAAACUCAGGUGAAACACAGUCAAGAGGAUGAAGAAGUCCCUCAGAAACCUCCAAUACGGUUCAAGGUCAUACUGAGACCACUUGAGAAAGGAUCACCUCCAAGUACCAAAGGAAAAACCCAGGCUUCAAGACAAUCAGUGAGAAAGAAAAAAUGA